AUUGAACGAAUCAUAAUAGUUAUUUUGGUUACAAACUCCCUGUUGGUUACGCUUCCACUGUUAUAAAUUAAACCCGUUUACUUUUCAAGUUUUAUUGUCAUUAAGUUGGACGAUUGUGAAUAUGAAGGUUCUAGUGGCUGUCGCUUUGUUCGCCUUUGUGGCUUUACAGGUGUGUGGCAACAAUAUACCUACGACUGAAAAAACAGGUGAUGAAGUGUGCCCUGCAAACAUUAUGUUAGAAGAUCCAUUAAAAGCAACCGAAAAUAAGAACUGUAAUUUGAGUCAUGGUGCACCAACUCCGGAUGAAGAGAAGAAGGAGGAGCCAGUACCCGCGCCCUCUCCCUCACCAGCGCCCUCCGAAGCCACAUCCGAAGCGGCCGCGCCCGUUGAGUUCUUUUACUUCCAGGUGAAAUCAGAAGCGCCAAGUUCUGAGGCGCCGCCGGCGGCUGCCCCGGCGGCGGCGCCGGCCGCGCCCGCUGCGGCCGAGACGCCAGCACCCGCCGAAGAGAAGAAAGCCUAGGUUAUGUUAGUGUACACCGAGGACAUGGUGCGAAUGUAACAAACCGGAACGAUGUCCGACUAUAACGUAUUGUGAUCUUUGUAAAAUAAACACUUGGAAAUAAAUGUGUUUUGUGAUUGACGAAA
Messenger RNA from Trichoplusia ni (cabbage looper), 645 nucleotides. Its product is annotated as skin secretory protein xP2-like. Lineage: Eukaryota; Metazoa; Arthropoda; Insecta; Lepidoptera; Noctuidae. The record is from RefSeq and is a predicted model, not a curated record. Bases 122 to 520 code for a protein of 132 amino acids. The transcript is spliced from 4 exons.